CCCACACACAGUCGCCGCCGCCGCUCUCCUUCCUUCACCCACCUCCGCCCGUCGGGUCGCUCAGCCGCCAAAGCUCCGUCGUCCUCAGCCGCCGCUUCAGUUGAGCUCGCCGCUUGCGCCGCAAAGCUCCGUCCCUCGAGUCCGUUGCAGCUCCUUCGCGUCCCUUUUCAGAGCGUCCAUGCAGGAAGAGGAAUUGGAGGAAGUAGGAUUAGAAACAAUGAAUGGAGGAAUUAAAGAAGGGGAAGAAGGAAGAGUAGCGGAAGUUGGAGAAGAAGAAGAAGAAGACGACGAGGAGGAGGCGUGGUCGUCGGAUUCCGAAAUCGAGAACGCGCUGGAAUGGUUGGACUUGAAAGACGGCGGAGAAGCGGUGGGCGGAGCCUUCGCUCCCAAUUCGCGGCGUCCGAACGCUCACGGAGGGCUCCACACGCGUGCCCGGUCGUCCACGCUUCAACCCCUGUUCAAUCGGAGCCAGAAACUCACCACUCAUGUCCGCGCUUCCCCUUUGGAGGAGUGGGAGGGAAGGGUGAAUGUCGGCAUGUCCAGCACAGUGACAGCUUCAAUUCGAGAAAGUGUGCGGGAUAUGGCUGUUGGCAAAAUUAAAAGUCAUGAGAAAGCUGAUCGUGCAACUGUCGAGCAGGCCAUUGAUCAGAGGACUCGGAUGGUUCUCUUCAAGAUGCUCAACCGUCAAGUAUUUAAUGAUAUAAAUGGUUGCAUUUCCACUGGCAAAGAAGCAAAUGUCUAUCAUGCAACAAAAUCUGAUGGACAAGAAUUGGCAAUCAAAGUCUACAAGACUUCAGUGCUGGUGUUCAAGGACCGAGAUCGGUAUGUUCAAGGGGAUUUUCGUUUCAGACAUGCGUAUGGCAAGCAUAAUCCCAGGAAAAUGGUAAAAACAUGGGCUGAAAAGGAAAUGAGGAAUCUUAUGAGGCUGAAGGCAGCUGGAAUUAGAUGUCCAACUCCUCAUCUUUUGAAACUUCAUGUUCUUGUCAUGGAUUUCAUAGGCAAGGCGGGUUGGGCUGCACCUCGUCUUAAGGAUGCUGCUUUGUCUUUGGACAAGUUGCGCGAAUGUUAUCGAGAGCUGAUUAUUGCUAUGAGAACAUUGUAUCAGAAUUGCAAACUUGUUCAUGGAGAUCUGAGUGAAUAUAACAUACUAUAUUUUGAGGAGCACCUUUAUAUUAUUGAUGUCUCUCAGGCUGUUGAUCUUGAUCAUCCUCAUGCUCUUGAUUUCCUGCGAGAAGACUGCCUUCAUGUUUCUGACUUCUUCAAGAAACAUGGCGUUGGCGUAAUGACAAUCCGGGAGCUCUUUGAUUUUAUUGUUGAUUCAUCCAUAACUGAUGAUUCAGUUGAUAGUUAUUUGGAAGAGAUUCAGCAAAGAAUUUCGGCGAGAGGAAAUGUGUUGUCGCCAGAAGAUGAAAUUGCGGACUCCGUUUUUGUACAGUCAUAUAUACCAAAGUCACUGGAUUCGGUGAAAAAUGCGGAAGAGGACGUGAUUCGGAUAACAAGUGGGAAGGACACUGGGGACAUGUACUACAAGACUAUUACGGGGUUACAUCAGGCUCUCACGAAGGAGGAUGCUAAUGCUAUAGAAAAGCCGACCGAUCUUGGCGAUAAUACUAAAGCUUGCGGUGGUGAGUCCAAGUCUGAUACAGAUGUAGAUGAAGAUUCGGAAGGAAAUGAGUCGGCUUCCGAAACUGAGGCGCAGGCUCCUGUCGACAAGAAGGCUGCAAGGAAGGAGAACAAAAAGAAGGUCAAAGAGGAAAAAAGGGAAGCGAGGAAAAACAAAGUCCCCAAGGCUGUGAAGAAAAGAAGGGAGAAGUUGGCCAAAGCCCACAAGACUAGGUAGUCGUUUCUAACAUGACAUUACUAGUUUUUCGGCAUUCGUCGGGAGAGAGAGAAAGUGAGUCAAGAUAGGUUUGAUUUACCAAAAUUGUAGAUGACUUUGCACUUUUCAGCAGUAGCCCAGAUUUAGCUGAGAGUAAAGCUAGAGGGAUGAGUUUAUGCCGUCUUGUAUUGUGUCGGUAUCGUUAUUGGAUGAUGCCGGUAUAUCCUUCUGAGGUAAAUUGUAUAGCAGCUUAUUGUUUUUUCUUCUUUUUGGCUAGUUAAUAGAACGGUUCCGAUCC
Molecule: messenger RNA, 2117 nt
Organism: Syzygium oleosum
Lineage: Eukaryota; Viridiplantae; Streptophyta; Magnoliopsida; Myrtales; Myrtaceae
Exons: 13
Coding region: 179-1840 (553 amino acids)
Molecular function (GO): ATP binding; protein serine/threonine kinase activity
Source: RefSeq, a predicted model, not a curated record